Molecule: messenger RNA, 1116 nt
Organism: Odobenus rosmarus divergens (Pacific walrus)
Lineage: Eukaryota; Metazoa; Chordata; Mammalia; Carnivora; Odobenidae
Gene: ATG101
Product: chromosome unknown open reading frame, human C12orf44
Exons: 3
Coding region: 162-818 (218 amino acids)
Biological process (GO): autophagy; autophagosome assembly
Cellular component (GO): phagophore assembly site
Source: RefSeq, a predicted model, not a curated record
GCGCACCUGCGGAGGGGGCACCUGCGCGUGAGGAGGAGCAAGGGCAUGGUCCGAGCCUGAGGCACCCGCGCUCAAGCCUGUACGCGGUGGCCCCUGGCUGGGGUGAAGCUCCCCCGUGUUUAUUCUUGCCCCGCCCCCGGGUGUGGGCUCCUGGCUGCAGGAUGAACUGUCGCUCGGAGGUGCUGGAGGUGUCGGUGGAGGGGCGGCAGGUGGAGGAGGCCAUGCUGGCUGUGCUGCACACGGUGCUCCUGCAUCGUAGCACGGGCAAGUUCCACUACAAGAAGGAGGGCACCUACUCCAUUGGCACCGUGGGCACCCAGGACGUGGACUGUGACUUCAUCGACUUCACCUACGUGCGGGUCUCCUCUGAGGAGCUGGACCGUGCCCUGCGCAAAGUUGUCGGGGAAUUCAAGGAUGCGCUGCGCAACUCUGGGGGUGAUGGGCUGGGGCAGAUAUCCCUGGAGUUCUACCAGAAGAAGAAGUCUCGCUGGCCUUUCUCGGACGAGUGCAUCCCCUGGGAAGUGUGGACGGUGAAAGUGCACGUGGUUGCCCUGGCCACAGAGCAGGAGCGGCAGAUCUGCCGGGAGAAGGUGGGCGAGAAGCUCUGUGAGAAGGUCAUCAACAUUGUGGAGGUGAUGAACCGGCACGAGUACCUGCCCAAGAUGCCCACGCAGUCGGAGGUGGACAAUGUGUUUGACACAGGCUUGCGGGAUGUGCAGCCCUACCUCUACAAGAUUUCCUUCCAGAUCACUGAUGCCCUGGGCACCUCGGUCACCACCACCAUGCGCAGGCUUAUCAAAGACACCCUUGCCCUGUAGGCCUUAACUGGGGCCACGGGUUCUCCUGGAUGGCUUGUAGACCUUGGCUUCCGGGGAUCGUACUGUGGGGCCCUUGGGGCUCUGGAACCUGCUCCAGGUCCUUGAUGAGACUUGGAAUGGCCACCCCUGGCUUCCUUGUUUUGUGGCUGCCAGUCUUUGGUCAUCUCUUUAACCUUUGCUAAUGGUCAAGUCUGGCCUUCACUGUCUCUCUGCAUCCCUCUGGGGGUCCCCCUUCCUCCACUGUAUGGAAGAGCCAUCGCUAGGAUGGUGAAUAAAGUUGAGAAUGCAUUUGGGUUGA